CCCAAGUUUCAUUUCUUUCCCCUUCUUCUACGGUCAAUUCAAGCUAUCAUACCAAAUUUUAAUGGAAGAAAUGGCCUCUUUAUGGAGCUAUCAAGAGACUAUGGAUGAGCUGAGGCAGAAGCUUUUGUACACAACUAUUGAACUGCAACGGUUGAAAGCUCAAUCAAGGGAAGAGACAAGGAGGAGCAAAGAAUAUAUGGACCAAUUGAUUCAGCUUGUCCACACUGUCAUCAGGGAAAGAGAUGAAGCAAGAAACCACAUUCAGAAGAUUCUCAACAGCAGCUGCCAUAGACAUGCAGCAGGAAGAGCAAAUUCCGGGCUGACCGAAUCAAACAAUAGCCUCUCCGACACACAGAACCAUUACUGUUCGUCCCCGGUCGAGUCCUUGUUGGAUCCCGUAUCUUCCCCGGUCGAGUCCAACAACAACGUUCACCAACGUGUGGUGCACGAUGCUGGUGGGUUACUCGACCAGGGCAGUUUGAUAAUUGAUAGUCUUGCGAAGGGUAAACCCUUGCCCGAGAAAGGGAGAUUCCUGAAUGCUGUGCUGGAGGCGGGUCCACUCCUCCAGACGCAUCUCCUCGCGGGCCCGCUCCCGAGGUGGCGUAACCCGCCUCAGCUUAAGGCGUUCCACAUCCCGCAGGUUUCUCUCAGAAACUUAAUUGGGGAUGAGGAUGAGGUUAUUGCAGCACAUUCAAGAAUGGUGAUGCUCAACAAUGGAGGUGCUUCACAGCAGCCUUAUUUUGAGAUGUCCUGUGGAUCCUCACAAAUGCAUUCAUCUUCUCCAAUGUUGAACUUUGGCAGUAACCUUGCUUCUGGAUCGUGCGGUGGAAACCAGAUGUUGAUAUCUGGAGGGUCAGAUGUUGACUGCUAU
Molecule: messenger RNA, 871 nt
Organism: Cuscuta europaea
Lineage: Eukaryota; Viridiplantae; Streptophyta; Magnoliopsida; Solanales; Convolvulaceae
Source: the annotation of a GenBank genome assembly